CAUCAAAUGUUGAGGGUAAACUAAAUUUUAAUUACUCUGUGCAUAAUCCAGUAAAGGCACACAGUAGCCGACAUGAUACGAUUUUAUACUGUCGUUGGGCAGACUGUUAAGUGCUACAAAUCCUCUUUCCAAUGCCUCACGCUCCUACGGCCAGUUUCCUUCACAUAACGAACAUACAAGACUUAUUCAACGGCAGUGAAUCGUCCUGUGUAAUUAAAAUAAUGAAAAUGACUGCAAUAUUUUUGACUCUUAUUAUUAUUAUUACUACUGGGGCUAAACAGAUAUGCUUAGAAGCAAAAUCGGAUGCAGUGAGCGAAGUGAAAUUCGAUAAAAGCUACUCUGAAGACGUUUUCCAACAAAUGCAGACGACAUCGGAAAUAACGCCCGCGCCUUCAACAGGAAACAAAGUAAAUGAUGUUACUAGUACCGUGUUGAGUAAGUCUUUAGAAGCACAAGAAGAAAAUUUUCUUGCAAUCUCCCCAAUUACAACGUCAGGAAAAAACUCCAUUGAAGAAAAAAAUAACGACUUGGAUGAAGGAAACGCUGAAUUAUUAAAGACGUCGGAGCUAACCGCUACAAAACAGAAUAAAACAGCAAAUUCAAUGCACAGUACCAAUUUACGGAAAGCCAUUAAUUUGCCGCCAGCUUUAAAUGUUAUUUGGGAAAACUGCUUAGAAUCUGCAUAUAGAGAACAUAAUAAAAUAAAUUUCAAACCCCAACGUCAGUUGGAAGUUGCUAAAAAUCUACAAGUUCUUAAUAAUAGAAUUGGAGGAAAUGUUUGGGAUAAAAGAGAUGUGGACGGGACGAAAUCAGUAGCAAUUAAGGCUUGGUUAGAUAAGUAUAAUAAUUUAAAAAAUGCAAAUAAGGAUAAAACAGGACAAUCGAACGAAACAACAGACGUCAAUGAAGUGUCGAUAUUAACAAAAACUACUAAGCCUGUAACGUUUGAAGUAUUUUCAAUAACAAAGAAGCUUUUGAAUGAACAAGAAAAUUUGAUCAACAGUACGCUAAGUUCAGCAGUAACCGAGAAUAAUAUAAGAGCAAGUAAUUCCAUAGAGUGGUUUGAAGAAAUGGAUCAAAGUAAAAUAAAGUUUAAUAGUUUACCUCAAAUGCAAAAUUAUUUAGUACCAAAGUUUAAACUAGAGCAAGGAUAUCAUCCUUUUACAUUUGUGGCUGGCUUCUUUUCUAUUAUUUAUCCAUUCGACUUUCCUAUCGGUCUUGCCAAGGAUAUAAUUUGGGGACAAGUAACAUUUCCGUUGUCUUUUAUUCAGUCUAUCAAAGUGGAGUCAACUUUCUUAGCAUUCGUUGUGCUCUUUGCGUGUAUUGCUUUAAUAAUACCGACGUAUCUCAUCAUUUUGGGAAUAAUAUACCUUCUAUCAAAGUCAAGUUGCAACGACGAAGCGGAAUCUGGAGCUUUAUUCCCUGAGCAAGAAGGUUCAAGUUGCGUUGACAAGUUUUUGGUCUUUAUGACAUUCUUUACUGUUAUAAUAUGUUGCACCCUUAUAUGCGGUAUGGUGUUAAGCAAUGAACAGUCGCAUGUGGCAGCGAUGAGCAGUCGUAAUGUGGUGAACUGCGCGUGCGCAGACAUCGCAACGUGGUUGUCGGUCGCUGCGAGAGAACUGCAUUACAGUUUAGUGCCGCCUAUAGAUCUUGUGCUCUACGCUUACCAAGAGGACUUAAAAAACGUCGACACGUUCCUAGGCGAGCCAAUACAACAAGCUAUUGCUUCGGAGAGCGGUAUCGAUUUGGUGCUGGACUCCUUAGCGGACAUAAUAGCAGAAAGUGAAGAUCUCUCAUCGAAAGUGUCCGCUUUGCGAAACAUAAGUAUCAAGGCAGGCACAUUAGCGGCAGUCGCUGCGGACAGACUCGAUGACCUCGCCAGACAAAUAGACGGCCUGAAGAAGCAAUGCUCGGCGAAAGACGCACCACUCUGUGACACAAUUAACACUCAUUCUAUGGAACUGAAGCUGAAGUUUAACUCGAUACUAAAGGAGCAACAGUUAUUGGAGCUUCGAGCUCUAGGUGUGGACAACUUGACGCUUGCCAUUGCUACAGCGAAACGGGAAUUGCGUUCUUUGCCAUCACUUAUUUUAACACAGACCAAGGAAGUUAGAGAUAGUAUUCUUCGUGACAUAGAAAUUCGUCGUGACAAAGUUCAUAGCUCGGCUAGAAUCCUUACCGACAUUGUGCGGUACUUGACGGCAGACCUACAUUCCUUCUCUAGGCAACUUGACGCCAGCUUUGAAAGAAUACAGAUAUACGAAUUUUGGAGAUGGAUUUUCAUGUUGGUAUGCACCGUAGUUUGCGCGUUGGUCAUGAUGUUAAUGUUGGUAGCCAUGUUGUGUGGAUGUGGAAAAGCAAAGAUCCACGCUAAAAGGACGCUGCAACUAUCUGCCGUGUGGAUAUGCUUCGCCUCUCUGCUUUUAUGGAGCGUGAUUUCCGCUGUAUUUCUUAUCGCGGGACACGCCGAGGUUUUUUUGUGUCAAACACUGUGGGAUUCUGCUCAGUAUAAAACUCUAUCAAAGCUUUUGGAUAGGCCGUCUCCACUGCUGGAAAACAAUGAAGGAUUUUUUGACGCCAUGUUCAGAGAUCUUGAUAACGUCACAAUUGAAGUGUCCGUAAGGGAUGUUUUGAGAGAUUGCGAGCGGAAUCGACCGGCGUACGUAGUUUUUCAACUCGACAGAAUCUUGGAUGUUAACAAAGAGACAUCGUACUUCGAAUGGGAGGAGCUGCAAGCGGAUCUGGGACGGCUGUCUACUGCCGUCGAUGUCAGCUUCCUCAAAUCAAUAUCCGCUCCAUUUAACAGAAUACUUAAUGAGAUUCUUGUAAAAUCUAAUGUCAAUCUACCGUCAUAUAGGAUGGAAUAUAACAAUCCAGUUGUUGGAAAGGACUUGCCUGCUUUAGAAGAUCAAUUGGAGAAUGUUGCGGCGCAAAUAUCUGAUUUAACAACUUCAGGAAGACUCGAAACUUUAGCUAAACGUACAGAAAGAGUUUAUUUAAGUAAUAUAAAACCAUUAGAGCAGUUGAGAGCGGAUCUUGUAUUCAAACUGACUGAACUUGAACUUCAAUUAAUACCCUACCGAAGAAGACUGAACAUAUCGCUGAGUCAUAUACACACGGCGCAGUUUUACAUCGACAACCAGGGAGACGUCAUUGCGCAGAAAAAGGUGUCAGCGUACGUAUCCCGGUUGGUGUCGCACGCCGCUAGAUGGCGCUCUCACGUGCUCACGUCUACUGGCAAACACGCCGCCCGUUGUCAACCGUUGUUUGCAGUGUACGCUGCGGUCAGGGCUCUACUCUGCACUAAAUAUAUUUCUUCUUUGCACGGCUGGUGGCUUUGUGGAGUCGUGUUGGGUCUGCUGUGGUGCAUACUGCUAACCCCUUUGUGCGUCAAUCUCUGGCGAACGUAUGAGCGGAGAAUGAACACGCAGGACUUCAUUACUCUUUCUAACUUUAACACAGCACCUCAAGGAACACCGGAGACAGAACCCUGCGAAAAUGGCAACUGGACCACACCUGGAUCAAUUCCUGGGCCACCACCGCCACCUAGGGACGAUAACUGGUGAUCUGCAAAGCGAUGUUGUGUGAAACGUUUUAUUACUAAUAUUUACCAUCUAAAAUGAAACCAAAAAGGACGUGGUGCCUGAAAGCACAAAGUAUAAUAUUGCUAAGUUUUAUAUUAUCCAGAUUAGUAACUAUAGAGUGUGCUUAUAGUUACUUAAUGGAAAAAGUAGCAGUC
Messenger RNA from Papilio machaon (common yellow swallowtail), 3739 nucleotides. It is a transcript of the gene prom, whose product is annotated as prominin-1. Gene Ontology annotation, cellular component: membrane. Lineage: Eukaryota; Metazoa; Arthropoda; Insecta; Lepidoptera; Papilionidae. Bases 132 to 3566 code for a protein of 1144 amino acids. The record is from RefSeq and is a predicted model, not a curated record. The transcript has 18 exons.